UGCAAGUCCAGGGGGCUGCGCCUGCGCCGCACGCUGCACCCCGAAGUGUUUCUCAUCGCCAACAAGCAGGUGCUCAGCGUGUCCGAGCACCAGGCGUACCGUGACUUUGUCACCGCCAUGGCCAACAUCAUCCAGCUGGAGCACCGCGCCGAGAACCGCUCGUUCAAGCUGACGGCGGUGCUGAGUCGCAUGUUCAAGCGGAGGCCCUCGUAGACCAGGACAGGACCAGACUGAGGCCGCGUCACCGUGGUGCCCGUGACGAACAGACUGGCCGUCCCCGCGGUCCCCGCGAUGUGCCAACAGUGUAGUGUAGUCUCUUCCCUGAGAAUCCCUGCCAUCCCCAAAGUGACUGACGGCCCUGCGAGUGGCGGUGUCCGGCCAAGCCCGGCAGUGCCCGGCCACGCUGGGGUGCGAAUAGUGGCGCGACUGCCAAUAGCGGACGCCGUGCAGAUCGUCGUGACGGAGGCCACGCCUCGAGACCCGUUGACUAAGGCCGCUCCCAAGCUGGGCACUUUGUUCGGUAGCGAGGAUGGCAAGUACCUCGCGGCCGCAUUGGGCGAACCGCUCCUGCAGGGGCUCAACGAGAUCGCCGAGAAGAAGCCUCGCGACCCGGUCGGCUACCUGGCCAACUUCCUGUACAACUUGACCAUGGACGGGAACGCGCCGGCCGCGCCGGCCGCCGCCCCCGGCGCUGCACAGGAAGGGCCGGUGCUGCGCGCCGAGGGUCUCCCCGACAUGACCGCCGUCGGGAACGAAGCUGUGCUGCAGAGAUCCGACUCCCAGGGGUCCGAUCUGGUCCCGCCGGAGUCCGCGUUCAACGUGUCGAACCGGGACGAGUUCGGGCAGUCCCCGCUGCACUUCGCGGCGGCGCGCGCGCACGGACGCGGCGGCCUGAUGCAGCUCAUGAACGACGUGGACCUGAACCCCGCGCUGCGCGACGAGCUGUACCGCACGGCGCGCGACGUGGCCAUCCAGGCCGGGCUGCUGGAGAACGUGGCCGAGAUCGACCGGUGGGUGCUGUCGCUGGCGGCGCGCGGCUCCACGGACAGGCUGGCCGAGAUGCUGCUGGCGGGCUACGACUACAUCCUGGGCGCGAGGGAGGGCCCCGACGUCGGCAUCGUGGACGUGGCGGCGCAGCGCGGCCACAACGAGACCGUCGCCUUCCUGGAGUCCAUCCCCGCGUUCGAGGAGCGGCGUGACCGCGUGCUGCGCGCCGUGCGCAUGGGGGGCGGCCAGGGCACGCAGGAGGUCGCCGAGCUGCUGCAGGUGGGGGACUCACGGGCGCGCCUGCUGGCCACGGCCAGGAACACCAUGGGCCGGUGCUCGCUGCACGUCGCCGUGCUCUGCCAGCAGGAGCAGCUCGUCGCCUUCCUCGCCCACAACUUCCCCGAGACGCUCGCCGUCGGCGACAACCUGGAGCGCACCGCGCUGCACUACGCCAUGGGCGUGGAGGGCGUGGAGUCCCUCAGCAAGCUCCUCAUCAAAGCAGGUGCCAAGCGGGUUGCCAAAGACUUGAAGGGGCGUCAGCCUAGCUACUACUUCAUGAACAAGAGCGACAUUCAGAACCUGCAAGAGGAGGAAGAGGCUCAACUGAUCUAGAAAGCGGAAGACUCAAGAGUGUGAUAAAGUAUUCAGAAUUUCCAAAUGCGUUCUGCUCCUUCUCGGGAUCAACUGGUGUUUUGUAGGCAUGAUUCUCAGGUAAUUUAGUAAGUUUUACGAUAAGGUAGCAAUAAGGGAACGAUGUACCCAUGGGGGACCUAUUUAUUGCUAAUUGUAGUUUUGUUAUGUUUAUGUUAUUUAAUUAGUUUCUUUUAGUACAUCACAAAUUCAGAAAAAGACGAAGGGAAAAAUGUAGCGAUAGGUUCGUAUAAAAUCAAGUGCCACAAAUUUGUAGAAACGAGAAAAUUCACUGGGUGGUCGGUAAUGUAACCCUAGCCUAUUACAGACACUCUAAGCAGCUGAUAAAAAUGUGAUUCUCGUCCAAUAAACGACGAUUUAAC
Thrips palmi is the source of this 2000-nucleotide messenger RNA. RefSeq lists its product as uncharacterized. The transcript has 8 exons. NCBI's taxonomy places the organism in Eukaryota, Metazoa, Arthropoda, Insecta, Thysanoptera, Thripidae. The coding region runs from base 292 to 1599 and encodes 435 amino acids. The record is from RefSeq and is a predicted model, not a curated record.